Thermothielavioides terrestris NRRL 8126 is the source of this 561-nucleotide messenger RNA. RefSeq lists its product as uncharacterized. Bases 1 to 561 code for a protein of 186 amino acids. The transcript has 4 exons. NCBI's taxonomy places the organism in Eukaryota, Fungi, Ascomycota, Sordariomycetes, Sordariales, Chaetomiaceae. The record is from RefSeq and is a predicted model, not a curated record.
AUGCGUCAUCAGCGCAGUCCCAUCCAGUCGAGUGUCGCGGAAGGCACCAUACGACUGUUCACCAGCAUCGAGCGCAAUUCCCAGCUGCGGCCGUUUGCAAGGCCGUCGGCAACAAGGGGACGGACGGAACAGGGCGGAGGGGCUGGUGGCCCGGCCGGUUCGGUUGGCGGCAUGCGUGCCAUGGGUGGGGAAGGCGAGCAAAGCUUGCUUGCUUACCUAGGUGAGGGGCAGGGCCUGUCCGUUCGUCCCAUGUUCUUGCUUCCGUCCCUGUUCAGCUUCCUCAUUCAGUGGAGCUUCGGUUCGUACUUUGAUCACUUCAUCCAGGAACCAACCCUGAGAAGAGGGAUCCAAACAUCAUGGCCAAUUGCAUGGCUCGCGCGAAAUUACAAGCGCUUCAAGCUCGACUUGAUCUAUCGACGACUACCCAGCUUGGAUUUGAUUGAGCAGGAAGUGACGGAGCGCAAAAGCAACAAUACACAUUGUAUUCUCCGAAGGCAGGUAUUUUGGGCCCUCAUCUUCAGGAAUGCACUCAGUGACGCGACCUUCAGCGCCAUGCCAUGA